AGGUGAAAAAUGGCGGUGACCAAUCAGAAUUGUGAAACGUUAUUUCGUGAUUCUGAUUAGAGGGUCUGUAAUCGUAUCCCUUUGUUAUCACAAACCGUGGUGGCAUACAGCUGUAAUUCACAACAAUGGUGGUGCCGGUUGUGUUUUAGGUUAAAGUUGCGUGGCUUCGAGUAACAUUAGUCCAAUUAGCGUUGUGAAAAAUGGACAAUAGGAUCACAAUAUGUGACCCGGACGAAGAAGAUAUCGACAAUGAAAUAUUCCAGGAUAUCGAGCCAGUCACGUGGAUCAACGAUGAUCCGAACUAUGAUUUGGAUGAGAUCAACAUGUUCUUCCAUAGGGUGGAUUCUGAUCAGAUUAUAUACGAGGAAAAAAAGAAAAAAUGUAAAUUUAUCGGUAAAUAUGUUAUGGGUGAUGUUCUUGGUGAAGGUAGUUACGGAAAGGUGAAAGAAGUGAUGGACUCAGAGACACUUUGUCGUAGAGCCGUGAAAAUUUUAAAAAAGAAGAAACUUCGUAGAAUCCCGAACGGAGAACUUAACGUUCAACGGGAGAUAAAACUAUUAAGGAUAUUAAAACAUAAGAAUGUAAUUAACCUUGUAGAUGUUUUGUAUAAUGAUGAAAAGGAGAAAAUGUACCUAGUUAUGGAAUUUUGUGUAUGUGGAUUACAGGAUAUGUUGGGAAGCGCACCAUUUAAAAAACUCCCAAUUUGGCAAGCUCAUGACUAUUUCCGUCAGUUACUGGAUGGUCUAGAAUAUCUCUACAGCAAAGGAAUAGUACACAAAGAUAUAAAACCAGGAAAUUUAUUGCUAGCUUUGGAUGGUACCUUAAAGAUCAGCGAUUUCGGAGUUGCAGAGGCAUUGGAUAUGUUUUCUGAAGAUGACACGUGUAAGAUGGGGCAAGGUUCACCAGCAUUUCAACCUCCUGAAAUUGCAAAUGGCUGUGAAAUGUUUUCUGGUUUUAAGGUAGACAUAUGGAGCAGUGGAGUGACCCUGUACAAUAUAACAACAGGUCAAUAUCCUUUUCAAGGUGACAAUAUUUAUAAAUUAUAUGAAAAUAUAGGAAAAGGUGAAUACACAAUACCUGAAGAAGUAGAAGAGACAUUGAAGUCCCUUAUACAUGGAAUGUUACAAAAAGAUGCAGAUAAAAGAUUUACUUUACAAGAAGUUAGAAAACAUCCAUGGACUAUAUGCAGGCAUCCUAGAACUCAAGAAGAAGUGCCUAUACCUCCUCUUAAAGGACACAAAUGGCACAGUAUGACUGUACUACCGUACCUGAUGGAAUAUCAUUAUGGAGGUGAUGACAAUCCUACAUAUUACACUGAACAUCAGUUAAAUGAAGAGAAAAGGCUUCAAGAAAUGGACAGAACCAGUGAAGACCAAAAAACUACGUGGAAUAGUCACAACAGUAAACCGAAUUCACAUCAAAGUAAACGAAGAUGGCGCAAACCAAUUUCAUGCAUUAAUGUUAAGAAAUUUCCGUCUUGCAAGCCUUCGUGAUUUGUCUUAUUGUUAUGCUUAUUUUUUAUUAUAUAUUUUCCUGACAAUGUCAGGUACAGAGUUUCUCUGCAGUGGAGAUGACUGAGAGUAUAGUAAAUGCUGAAACGCUAGGACGGUUAUCUAGCUACAGCUCAAAUUGAAUAUAAAAUUUGAACUAAUUCAAAAGCAUUAAAUGUAAACAUUUGUGAUAUUAAUAUUAAAUAGUCAUAGUAGAUAAUUCUUCAUGCUCUAUUAAUGAGGUUAACGACACGACGCCCAAAUAAAGUGAUUUUCUUUCGUGUGCCAUAAUGAAAUUACAAUGAUUAAUAGCAUCUGUUGUUAAAAAAUCGUUUGCGCAACUUUUCCCUCUUUCAUUUUUUCAUGUUGUUGUUAAUUUAAACGGUAACAAGACAUCGAUUAAAAAAAAGCAGCAUACAUAUAUAUAUAUUGUCUUAAUGCUAAUUCUUAUUAUUAUCUUCAUUUAUAGUAUACAUCGAACUCGUAUUAUUGGCAAAUUGAAGAUACAUCACUGUGAAACAAACUUGUAUAGUAUUUUUAUUCAUUUCGAUGGUGCAAAACAUAAAUGUUCUUUUUAAUCUUAAAACAAAAGCAAACUAUUUCGUUCCUCGGAGAAAAAUUUUUACAUUUCUCAAUGCUUUUAUUUCAGGCUCCUUUAUAUACUAUAUUAACAAAGUAUUUGUAACAUAAGAUCUCUGUAGUCUAUAUUGUCGAGGAGGGCAAGACACAGAUUUUUCGAGCAUAUAAGUUGCUUGGUGCUGGUUGAUGCAAACGCAUGUCACAAACAUCGUUUCUAAUCGAUAUUGAGAACUUUUCUCCAAUGUAUGUACAUGUUAAGAAUAUUUUAUAUAUAAUUGUUAUUUAGAAAACAUGAUCUGUGUUUUUAGACUCUGCAUAUAUUAUAGUAUUACCAUUGUGAGAUAACUUGCAGACACUUAACGCAAUGCUUGUAACAUGACUUAACACAUAACGGAUAUCGAUUUACCUACGAUACAAGAAUGUAAAGAUUGUUUCACAUAUAUACUUACAAUAGAUAUUAAUGAGGCGUACUUGAGUAUUAUUAAGGAUAAAUAUGAUAUUGUUGAUUCAUAUAACUACGUUUGAACUUCGUACUAAGUGUUCCAAAUUCGUGCUUUAAAAUUAUAUAAAAUAUUGUCAAUGUGGUGUGAUAAACUUGACGUACGUUAUCUUUCUAUGCAGAACGCAUUACACAUAUGUAUUUCAAGUACGAAUCAUAAAUUUAAGAUUUUUUAAUAUGCGUUUGACCAAUAUGUUUGGGACAAAGAUAUAUUACAUACCUGACACGCAUCUACGGCAGAAUUAUUUAUUUCGUAAAGAAAAUAUUAUCGACGAUUAAAGAAUUAUAGAAGUUCUACUAUGGCAAGAAUAAGUAAUAUACUUUGUACAAUAAGUAAAUAUCAAAUGAUAUCGAUACCGAUAUUAUUUUAAAUAUCCUCGUUUCAUCUACAUAAUUUAUAUAGAAAUAAAAAUCAUAAUGAAAUGUUACAAAAUAACGUAUCACAGGAAAUUUAAAGUAUAACGAGUAUGAAGUAUAAAUUGUUCUUUCCUCGGAGGAAUUGAGGUGCCUAAAUACUGCCAAGUACUCAAAGCACAUGGAGAAUAGUCACAUUUUCUGAUUGUACAUACUAUAUAUACAAAUAUAUAUUGUUUUUAUCUUUACAUAAAGAACAAGGAAUCGUAGUUACGUUCAGUUACACGAAUAAAGACGAAGAAACCGAUGAUAGAAAAUAUAUGUUUAUAUCAGAUUUAUGUGAUAACCUAAAUCUUAUUUUUCGUUUGUAAAAUCUUUUCGCUGUAAAAUUGAUUUACAUGUGUUACAUUGCAACAAGACAUGGAAUGUUGAAUGAGAGAUGUAUCAUAAUAAUUUGAUGGGAAAGUAAAACGUACAUUGUACAUUAAUGAAACGCGAUAUGGAAAUUUAUUGUAUAUUAAUCUGUUGAUUUUUACUUAUCGUAUUUUUUUCAAUUUAGAAGCCACAAAGUAAAAUUGACAAAAUGAAUAGCAAAUUUAGAAAAAAGAAAGACUUAUACACAGAAAGAACGUGUGCAUUAUUUUUAUAUGUCGAUAAAUUGUGUUCCCCAAUAUUAAUAUCUUUUUCGUUUAUAUACGUGUGCCUAUACGUACAUAUAUAUUGGCACACACAUACGAUUUACAUGUGUAAAUUUAUUUUCAAAAUUGCCUUAUUUACACUCCACAAUAUCUGGAUUCGAUGCUUCUCUUUUUGCUAUUUUAAUUGUCAAUUUAUGUAGACGCCAAGAAGAUAAUUUUUAUUUAAAUCGUAAAAAAAGUAUUAAAGUUAAAAUAUUCAUCUCCCAAGUUUAUUCGAUUGUUGUAUAUUUUCAUCAAUUUGUAUUGUUUCUUUACAUUGUAUUACGAAUUCAUCGAAUUAUAAAGUACGUCACGAGUAAUGUACAAUUUUAUACAUUUCACACUUAGUAUUACAUAAAAAAUGAAUAAUUUGUGUUAACAAAUUCUUUAAUAUCGUCGUAACUUCGAUUAUUUUAAUUAACUUCAGAACAAAGUGUAAACGCACAUAACAAAGGAACAUUGUUUAAAAGAUUGCUAAACUGAAAUAUAUCAUCGCAAGGCACUACAUAUUCGGAAGAUUAAGUGUAUAAAAGUUGUAUAUUAUUGUAUAGAACGAUAAUUAUUAAUGUUUGUAAAAAUGUUUACUAGAGAACAUAUAUUCAUAGAAUUGAGAUCUA
Molecule: messenger RNA, 4216 nt
Organism: Hylaeus anthracinus
Lineage: Eukaryota; Metazoa; Arthropoda; Insecta; Hymenoptera; Colletidae
Gene: Lkb1
Product: serine/threonine-protein kinase STK11
Exons: 6
Coding region: 201-1493 (430 amino acids)
Biological process (GO): glucose homeostasis; establishment of cell polarity; regulation of cell growth
Cellular component (GO): cytoplasm
Molecular function (GO): ATP binding; protein serine/threonine kinase activity; protein kinase activator activity
Source: RefSeq, a predicted model, not a curated record